UUUCAAUUUUCAUGUGAAUUGUGAAUACUGAAUUGUGAUGAUUUGUUUUGUGUCGUUUGUACAACAUUAGAAUAGUACUUUAUUAGUGUUUCAAUUAAUUAAAACUUCCAAUAUGAUCACAAACUUUGAUAAAUUAUGCUCUGACUUAGAAAAGCAAGAACUAGAGGCACCAAACGGAGUUGCUUCGCCAUCCACAUAUGCCCAGUUAUUAGCUAUUUAUUUGUAUCAAAAUGACUUAUGCAAUGCUAAAUUCUUAUGGAAAAGAAUACCUCAAACUAUCACCAGCAGCAAUCCAGAAUUAACUGCAAUUUGGGCUGUGGGACAGAAACUCUGGAAGAAAAAUCUAGGCGCUACAUAUCUAGCUCUUGCUGCGUACACAUGGACAGAGCCGGUUGCUAAUAUUAUCAGAGCUCUUGAAGAAAAAGUUCGUGAAAGAGCCUUCAAUUUAAUCGGCCGUUCAUACAGCUCCAUAUCAUUGGACACUGUGGUGUUGAUGACAGGCUUAAGUAGAGAGGCAGUCCUCCAGAUAUGUAGAGAACGGAAAUGGGAAAUCCAAGCAGAUGGCAUCACUAUAAAUCCUGCCCCACCCAUUCAGCCGGCUCCAUUACAUACUUCUAGUGAAGACCAGUUAUUCAAGCUGACAGAGUUUGUAUCGUUUUUAGAAAACUAAGUCCUUAUAUCUUUAAGAAAUAAAAUAUUUUUAAGUUUCCGUCAGCACUCUUCAGCAUCUUCUAAUAAAGGUAAUUGAAAUUUAA
Maniola jurtina (meadow brown) is the source of this 755-nucleotide messenger RNA. RefSeq names its product COP9 signalosome complex subunit 8 (gene CSN8). Gene Ontology annotation, biological process: COP9 signalosome assembly; protein deneddylation. Lineage: Eukaryota; Metazoa; Arthropoda; Insecta; Lepidoptera; Nymphalidae. Gene Ontology annotation, cellular component: COP9 signalosome. Bases 113 to 670 code for a protein of 185 amino acids. The record is from RefSeq and is a predicted model, not a curated record. The transcript has 4 exons.